Molecule: messenger RNA, 3519 nt
Organism: Magnolia sinica
Lineage: Eukaryota; Viridiplantae; Streptophyta; Magnoliopsida; Magnoliales; Magnoliaceae
Product: probable LRR receptor-like serine/threonine-protein kinase At1g56140
Exons: 24
Coding region: 61-3252 (1063 amino acids)
Biological process (GO): protein phosphorylation
Molecular function (GO): protein binding; ATP binding; protein kinase activity
Source: RefSeq, a predicted model, not a curated record
AGGGAAAUCCAUUCAUUCAUUUAUAGGAUGUUGGGAUUUUAAGUUCCAUAGCUUCAUGAGAUGAGAAGGCCUGACUACAGUACACCUCCUAUGCAUGGAAUGAUGAAAAGGUCCAUGCCUAGACCUCAAUCUCAUACCCUGCUCGCCUUUUGCUUCUGGUGCAUACAUCUCUUGUGUUUGGUGGAGAGAUGCAAAGCUCAAGCUAUAAGUAAUGCUACGACAGACCCAUCUGAAGCCGCUAUUCUAAAUUCCAUCUUUCAGCAAUGGAACAUUUUCGCAUCAUCUGAUUGGAAUAUAAGUGGGGAACUGUGUAGCGGGUCUGCUCUCACGGGAAUGGGCGGAUUGUACCUUGGGAUCGAAUGCCAAUGCAACAAUGGAUCCAUCUGUCGCAUAACGAAACUGAAAGUCGAUAGUCAGAUUUCAAGAGGUCACAUUAUUCCGGAAGCCAUUGGGAAACUGACUCAUCUCACAGUUCUGAAUUUGCGUGGAAACUAUUUAACAGGUCCCUUGCCUUCGUCUAUCGGCAACUUAAGGGCCAUGCAGGACUUGAAUCUUAAUACCAAUUUGUUGUCUGGAAGCAUCCCAAAGGAACUUGGAAAUCUUAGAAAUCUAACUUCCUUGAGCUUGGGCACCAAUAGUUUCAAUGGGUCACUCCCUCCAGAGAUGGGGAAUUUGGUAAACUUGCAAGGACUUUUCUUGGACAGUAUCGGUGUGAGUGGUCCUAUUCCUUCAACAUUUGCCAAUCUAGUAAACUUGGAGACACUGUGGGUCUUUGAUAAUGAGCACACGGGCACCAUACCUGACUUCAUAGGGAAUUGGAGCAAGCUAAAAUUUUUGUAUUUGCAUGGGAAUGCUUUUCAAGGUCCAAUACCUUCCAGUCUUUCCAGUUUAGCAUCCCUAACUGAUUUGCGAAUUGGUGAAAUAAUGAGCGGAACCUCAUCUUUGGCAUUUAUCAAGGGCAUGAGGAGCUUAAACACUUUAAUCUUGAGAAACAGUAAGAUAUCAGACACAAUUCCAUUCAACAUUGGAGAGUACCGAUCGUUACAAUAUCUGGAUUUGAGCUUUAACAAUUUAACUGGUGAAAUUCCAAGUUCACUGUUCAAUAUGAGCACGCUUUUAAACUUGUUUCUUGGAAACAAUAACCUAUCUGGUAGCCUUCCUUCUAGGAAAAGCUCAUCCCUCAAGACCAUAGAUUUAUCAUACAAUCAAUUAUCAGGAAGCUUUCCCUCUUGGAUUACACAAGGCUUGCAACUGAACCUGGUUGCUAACAACUUCGACGUUAAUAGUUUUAAUAACAGAUUCAGUACUUCUUUGCCUUCGGGAUUGAAUUGUCUUCAACGGGACUUUUCAUGCUAUCAAGAUUCUCUAACCGAUUCUGCAUUUGCAAUAAAUUGUGGCGGUCCAGAGAUAACAUCGGAAGAUGGAAUGGUGUAUGAUGGUGAUGUCGAUGCUCUAGGUCCAGCAACAUAUUAUCUAGACAACGUGAGAAGGGUGGCCGUCAGUAAUGUUAUGGUGCAUCGUAACAACGAAAAUGACUUGAAGAUUCCAAACUAUCAGUCUCAGAUUACGAAUACUUCAGACCCAGAGCUGUUUCGGACAACAAGGAUAUCACAAGGAUCGCUGAGAUACUACAAGCUUGGGCUUGUGAACGGAGAAUAUAAAGUGACUCUACAAUUCGCUGAGAUACAAAUGAUAGAUUCAAAUACUCAGAGUGGCUUUGGAAGGCGUGUAUUGGAUAUUUCUGCAGAUUCAAAUACUCAGAAGGCCUUAGGAAGGCGUGUAUUCGACAUUUUUUCCCAGGGUAAUCUCCAAUUUAAAGAUUUUGAUAUAAGAAAGACGGCAGGUGGAGUCUCUAAUAGAGCAGUUUUGAAGAGUUUCAAGGUUAAUGUAUCUAAGAAUUUCCUUGACAUCCAUCUCUUUUGGGCUGGAAAAGGGACUUGUUGCAUACCUGCUGAGGGUACUUAUGGGCCAUCCAUUGCAGCCAUUAACAUCACUCCACAAUUCCCACCGAAGCAAGCAAGUAAGAAGAACAAGACUCUUUUGAUUGUUGGGAUUGUAAUUGGUGCUGGUGCUUUGAGUUUUAUAUCCAUUUUUGCAAUAUUUAUUUGGAGACGAAGGAGCAGGCACAUUGAUGAAGAUAAAGAGCUUCUAGAAAUGGGUACCAAACCAAACACUUUUAGUUAUUCCGAACUGAGGACUGCGACCGGAGAUUUCAGUCUGGAAAAUAAGUUGGGAAUGGGAGGAUUUGGAGCUGUUUAUAAGGGCACACUUUCAGAUGGAAGGAUAGUAGCUGCGAAGCAACUCUCAGUGGCAUCUCAUCAUGGAAAUCGUCAGUUUGUAACAGAGAUUGUUACCAUAUCAGCAGUGCAGCACCGGAACCUUGUGAAGUUGUAUGGAUGCUGCAUUGAUGGGGAUAAGCGCCUUUUGGUUUAUGAGUAUCUUGAAAACAGGAGUCUUGAUCAUGCACUCUUCGGAGACAGUAAGUUGCAUCUAAAUUGGCCCACCCGCUACAGAAUAUGCAUGGGUACGGCACGGGGCCUCACUUAUCUCCACGAGGAGUCAAGGCUCCGAAUAGUACAUAGAGAUGUCAAGGCCAGUAAUAUUUUGCUUGAUGCUGAUCUCAAUCCUAAGAUUUCAGAUUUUGGUUUGGCCAAACUAUAUGAUGAUAAGAAGACACACAUCAGCACACGGGUUGCAGGGACAAUUGGGUAUCUUGCACCGGAGUAUGCCUUGCGUGGGCAUCUGACAGAAAAGGCUGACGUGUUUGGAUUUGGAGUCGUCGCACUUGAGAUUCUUAGUGGAAGGCCAAAUACAGAUACAAGCUUGGAUCAAGAUAAGAUAUAUCUCCUCGAAUGGGCUUGGACUCUACACGAAGCUAACCGUCCAUUGGAACUGAUCGAUCCGACACUGUCCGAAUUUGACAACGGAGAAGCGCUAAGAAUGAUCGGAGUAGCUCUUUUGUGCACUCAAACAUCUCCAGUCCUACGCCCGCCCAUGUCGCGUGUGGUGGCCAUGCUAUCAGGUGACGUCAAAGUAAGCAGUGUCACAUCACGGCCCAGCUAUUUAACUUUGUGGCAAUUCAAUGACUUAACCAACUCCCUGAGCGACUAUAUGUCAAGAGGGUCUAUGGGAAUAACAAUGGAAGGCCAAUGUGACAUGUUGAACAAUUCGAGCUGGUCUACUCCUGCGGAACGCUUGCCUCUGCCCACUCAGCCAUUUUUGCAAGAGAUCAUUGGAGAAAGAGAGGGCUGAUGGACUUUUCUAAGCUGUGCAUGCAUUUCUUCAAGUUAUCUUCUCAUUGCUAUGAAUCUUUGUUCAUAUCUUUUAUUUGGAUGUUGAAUGAAUCUUAUUAGGCAGUAUGUAUAUGUGUCAUAGUUCGAAAUGCUGAAAACUUGACUUGACCCGAUGUCCUGCUGGGUCGGGAUGACUUUAAGACUCAGUUGAAUCUUAAAUUAAGAUAGUAUUAAAUGUUUUUUCAUUAUUAAAUAAUACAAGUAUCCAAAGAAAAUUGCAAGUGCA